Molecule: messenger RNA, 1624 nt
Organism: Cuscuta epithymum
Lineage: Eukaryota; Viridiplantae; Streptophyta; Magnoliopsida; Solanales; Convolvulaceae
Source: the annotation of a GenBank genome assembly
UGUUGCGGUAAAAACAAAGGAGGUUUUUCCAAUAAUCCGAAUUGCAUAUUUCGCUGGGAUCUGUAUUCCUUCUACAAUACUUCCUUUACUGUAAUUCAUCCGCCUCCGCCUCCGCCUCCGGCGACUCUGCGUUCUCCUCCGCCCCUCAAUACCACCUAUUCCGGAAAUGGGAAGAGCAAAUUUCGGACCGUUUUGUAUAUUGUAGUGCCAAUUGGAUUAGCGUUGUUGUUGGUGCUUGUUGGUAUCGUCAUUUUCAGGCAGAGGAAGCGAACGUCAGGUGAAUUGUUUUCAGAGGAAAACGAGUAUAGUGGUGGGGCAGAGUGUCUGCAAUUCAACCUUGCCGCCAUUAGAGCGGCGACUAACAACUUCUCCGAUCACUAUAAGCUUGGUCAAGGUGGGUUCGGCCCUGUUUAUAAGGGCGUGCUCUCAAACGGGGAGGUCAUAGCAGUGAAAAGAUUGUCCAAAAAUUCAAAUCAGGGAGAACUUGAAUUUAAGAAUGAGGUGAUUUGCGUUGCAAGGCUACAACAUCGAAACCUAGUCAGGCUUCUAGGCUUUUGCCUUGAAGGAAUAGAAAGGCUUCUCAUUUAUGAGUUCCUUCCCAACUCAAGUCUUGACCAUAUGAUAUUUGAUGCAAACAAGCGCAGAAGGUUCGGUUGGGAGACUCGUCAUAACAUAAUUGUGGGAAUAGCAAGGGGACUUAUUUACCUUCAUGAAGAUUCUCAACUCCGAAUCGUUCAUCGUGAUCUCAAAGCUAGUAAUAUUCUUUUGGAUGACAAUAUGAAUCCUAAAAUAUCAGAUUUUGGAAUGGCAAGGUUAUUCGAAUCAGACGAUCAAACAAGAGACGUCACUCAUCGGAUUGUCGGCACCUAUGGCUAUAUGGCUCCGGAAUAUGUUAUACACGGUCAGUUCUCGAGUAAAUCUGAUGUUUAUAGCUUCGGCGUGUUAUUGCUUGAAAUAAUCACCGGUGAAAGGAUUAAGAGCUUUCGUGGAGGGGAAGAUGAACAAAGUCUUGUUGACUAUGCAUGGAACAUGUGGAAUAAAAGGACACCGUUGGAUCUAAUUGAUUCCACUAUGCCAUCGUUUAGUACUUUCACAGGCGAUAUAAUAAGAUGUAUUCAUAUUGCGUUACUAUGUGUGCAAGAAAAUGUGGGAAGUAGACCAACCAUGGCUUCGGUGGUUCUAAUUCUUAGUAGCAGAUCGGUUAUUAUGUCAAGACCAUCAAGACCCGCAUACAUUCUUCACUCCAUGACGCAACAACAUACAUCAUCAUCGUCAUCAUCGUCAAGUGCCCACAAUAACUCACACUCUACCUCAACUAGAAGUAGUAGCCAUGCUGAAAGAAGUUCUCGGAAUGAAGUUUCUAUAUCAGAGCUAGAAGCUCGAUAACCCUACACAUCUCUCAUUUUGUAUAAUUUCAAUAUAAAAAGAUGAAAGGGUGUUAAAGACGUGAAACAUGAUAAUGUAAUCAUGUCGACGUUAAGCUUUUAGGUGGGGGAGGGUAUAGUGUGGUAUUAUUAUGAUUGGUUUUAUUAUUUUGCAGUAAUCCUUAACUGAAAUAAAUAAAGGCGUAAUGCCGAAAAUCGGACACGGGAGUCAUCGAAAGCCAAAAAUAAGAUGAGAUCCC